Molecule: messenger RNA, 870 nt
Organism: Mollisia scopiformis
Lineage: Eukaryota; Fungi; Ascomycota; Leotiomycetes; Helotiales; Mollisiaceae
Product: PLC-like phosphodiesterase
Exons: 4
Coding region: 1-870 (289 amino acids)
Biological process (GO): lipid metabolic process
Molecular function (GO): phosphoric diester hydrolase activity
Source: RefSeq, a predicted model, not a curated record
AUGCUUCUCAACUUUUUGCUCUCGUUGGUCUUUGCUGGCUUGGCUGCUGCUCAAUGCAAUGGUAAUACUGCGCUUUGCGGCAGACAGUAUUCCAAUGUUUCAUUUAUUGGAACCCAUGACUCGGCUUUUGUUGGUGUCUUGCCUACGGACAACCAGCUCUUGUCUGUCACCGAUCAACUCAAUGCCGGUAUUCGCUUUCUGCAAGCCCAAACCCAUCUGCUGAAUGGAGCUCUCGAAUUGUGCCAUACCUCUUGUAUCGAGGAAGAUUCAGGAACAUUGGUCUCUUAUUUGACUACUGUCAAUACCUGGAUCGCCGCAAACCCGAACGAAGUCCUUACAAUCCUCUUGACCAACGGAGACAAUGUGGAUGUUAGUCUGUUCGGCAAUGCUAUGUCAACAUCUGGGCUUUCCGCCUACGCAUACACUCCACCCAGCGGGCUCAGCAUGUCCGAUUGGCCUACACUUCAAGAGCUUAUCACCGCUGGAACCCGUCUUAUCAUGUUCUUGGAUUAUGGAGCAGAUACCGCCACAGUUCCGUAUAUCUCCAAUGAGUUCGCAUACUAUUUCGAGACCGCAUACGAUGUCACAGACAGCUCGUUCCCUUCUUGCGCCCUCGACCGACCUCCUGGAUCAAGCGGAUCAGGAUUGAUGAUGAUCGUCAACCAUUUCUUGGACUUGGAUAUCCUUGGUAUAUUGAUUCCUGAUGAACUUGCUGCUGGUACCACGAAUGCUGUGACCGGAACUGGUAGUAUCGGAGCGCAAGCUAGCUUGUGCUACACUACUUGGGGAAGACUGCCGAAUGUGGUUCUUGUUGACUAUUUUGAGUUGGGUGAUGUGUUUACGGCUCAGAAUACCCUUAAUGGGCUCUAA